CUGUAUUUACGGUAGCAUGUUAACCUCCCUGUCAGAUGUCUGGCUGUAAGCCAUAGUCGUAUUUUAGUAGCUUGCUGGUCCCUUACGUUGUAGAGGCUAAUGUAAACUCUUUUAGCUUGUUCCGGAGAAAUCGUUUGCCCUGUAAUUAUAAAUAUUCUUCUUGGCGAUUGGGCAGUCGUCGCGAACGGUCAGGUAUGCUGUAUGCCACGCCGAGCCCCGCCGCAAUCCGAGCACAGCUGGCCUCCGUCAUGGAGGCGUUGGCCAGCGCCGCCGUGGCUGACAUCUACAAAGUGGUCGAGGAGAGCUGCGUUACCCUGCGGCUGGAAAUAACACGAAGCCAGAAGGAGAACGCCGUCCUCAGGAGCAAAAUGCAAACGCUGGAGCUGCACAUCGCCCAGCUGACGGCGCAAAGGGCCGGUGAAGCGGACGGCGGUGCGGGAGCCCCCAGUAUGCACGGCAGCCACAAAGACUGUUUUUCAAAUGAAGCGCAAGUCACACACAGCAGUCUGCAAUCGGACGGAAGGCUGGACGGGGAAGACGCUUCAAUGCUGCCGGACACCAUGCAGAACGAGUGUCCAAAUGAGGAUAGAGAAGGUCCGACUCAAGUAAAUAUCAAAGAGGAGAGAACUGAAGAGGAUUUUGGAAGCAUUGAUUCCCAAGGACUGGUGAUCUCUGGUCAAAGACAUGAGGAACUGAUUAGUAACUGUGAAGGAGGAUCUGUUGGGAAAAGAGAUGUCAUUUCUGAUGAAGACAUGGAGGAUCCUCGUGAGCAGCAGCCCCUGCACGACGACUGGGAGCUCGGAGCACUGGAAGGUGGCAGUCAAAAAAAUAACGAUGGUAUUAAGCAUAGAUUCCAACAACCAAGAACUGACGAUGGAGUGGAAAGGUGCAGCACACUGGACUGCAUACAAGACCGUGCGUAUAUGCUGGAUAACACACACGGUCAGCCUGGGACUUUACACUCCCCAGAGGACGACGGGGCACAGGCUGAAUCAUCUUGCUCCUUCACUUCAGAAGGAGAUUCCAAAACGUUCUCGGGUGCCACUGAACCACAGGCAGCUUAUGGUUCUGUUGGCUUUGCAGAUCCCACUUUGUCCUACUUGGGUCCAUUUGACUGGAACUCUGGAAUCACAUCAGUCGACCCCGGACAUGUCAAAAUAGAUUUUCAGAUACAUUCUCUGUGGAACGAAGAAACUGUCAUAGGCAGAGUUCACCCACAACAAUGUAAUACGGAGAGACAGGACACUUCAGUAGAAAAUGUAACCGGCAUGUGUACCCCGCAAAACCAAAUAGCAGUCAGUGAGAAAACGGCAGAGUUACAAUCCAAACCGUCAUGUAUGAAAAAAAAUGUCACUCCUAAACCCGGAAAGACAGACUGUAGGGUUGGCAGAAAAGAAAAGCGGUUUGCAUGCGCAUAUUAUGAGAAUAGUUUCAGCCAAUCAAAAGAUUUAGAAACAUACCAGUCACCUCACACAACAGAAAAACCAUUUAGUUGUGUGCAGUGUGGAAAGCGCUUUCUUCAUAUACGAGAUCUGAAAGGACAUCAGCGAGUUCACACUGGUGAGAAGCCAUUUAGCUGUACCCAGUGCGAGAAGCGAUUUUCCUACCUUCACCAACUUAAAACACAUCAGCGAGUCCAUACAGGUGAAAAGCCGUUCAGCUGUGCUCAGUGCGGCAAAAGAUUUUCCCAGUCGAGUCAUAUUAAACGGCAUCAGAGUGUCCACACGGGGGAGAAGCGCUUCAGUUGUACGCUUUGUGGAAAAAGGUUUUCUCAGUCUUGUAGCCUCAAAGUACAUCAAAUUGUUCACACGGGUGAAAGGCCAUUUAGUUGUACACGUUGUGGGAAAACAUUUUCCAUCUUGGGUAAUCUUAUAAGACACCAGAAUGUUCAUAUUGGAAAGUAACAGAUUUCUAAAAGUAAAGUGUACAAGUUGCAACAAUAACAGUCACAAGAUUUUUUUCCCCCAUAUAUAUAUAUAUAUAUAUAUAUAUAUAUAUAUAUAUAUAUAUAUAUAUAUAUAUACACACACACACACACACACACACGUGCUAUUGGCAGAAGCUUUGGGGAAUAGCCAAUCCAAAUGCUUAGUCUCCAUCACUUUAAUAUGGUUUACACUUGUCGGCUACUGAAUAUCAAAACUACCUCGAUUAUUUUUUACUUUUUUAACAAUUACAUAUUAAAUGUGUAUAUACACUGAGCAAUGUUACACAGUUAAAGUAUUUUUCAUUAUUACUAGUAGACAGUACUAUGACGUAUUUACUUCACGGAUAACCGGCUUAAAAAAGUACAAUUUCCUGCACAGUGUAAAGUGUUAUUUAAGGGCCUGAUUAGUGGAUAUUUAGACUUCUCUAAAGUGUAACUGCGAAUAGGAGCUGGGGGUAUUGUAUAAUACUGUCGUCAAACAGGUGACCAUAUAACGUUAAUUAGCAUUACUGUGUAAUGUUUAUGACUGUGUAUAAUCAUUAUUAUGAGUAAUUACUUUUACAGGAUAUGUUCUCUGACAAUAAAGGUUAUGACUAAGAA
Brienomyrus brachyistius is the source of this 2527-nucleotide messenger RNA. RefSeq names its product zinc finger protein with KRAB and SCAN domains 3-like. The record is from RefSeq and is a predicted model, not a curated record. The transcript is spliced from 4 exons. NCBI's taxonomy places the organism in Eukaryota, Metazoa, Chordata, Actinopteri, Osteoglossiformes, Mormyridae. Gene Ontology annotation, molecular function: DNA-binding transcription factor activity, RNA polymerase II-specific; RNA polymerase II cis-regulatory region sequence-specific DNA binding. Gene Ontology annotation, biological process: regulation of transcription by RNA polymerase II. Bases 195 to 1904 code for a protein of 569 amino acids.